Messenger RNA from Nothoprocta perdicaria, 3638 nucleotides. It is a transcript of the gene DLGAP1, whose product is annotated as DLG associated protein 1. Gene Ontology annotation, biological process: signaling. Lineage: Eukaryota; Metazoa; Chordata; Aves; Tinamiformes; Tinamidae. The transcript is spliced from 13 exons. Gene Ontology annotation, cellular component: glutamatergic synapse; postsynaptic specialization. Bases 396 to 3326 code for a protein of 976 amino acids. The record is from RefSeq and is a predicted model, not a curated record. Gene Ontology annotation, molecular function: molecular adaptor activity.
CUUUUCCCUCUCCUUCUCCCCCGCUUCCUCCGGCGCUUCGCUGACGGACGGCGGCCGUGAUAAGCUGAAGUUCCUAAGAAAUCACCGGGGUCAUAUUGUUCAGGAUUUCAAAGAGCCAUCGUUUAUCUUUGUGGAUACAAGUAAACGGACAAUGGUGUCCCGACCAUCUGUUCAAGCUGCUUGAGAACAGUCUUCUGUGCAAAUGGCAUGAAAGAAAAGUCAAGCAUCGAAUAUUGCAACUGACAUCUGAAUUAAAGAGUGUGCAAAAAUCUCUUCCCUUUUAAGCAUUGAAACAAAUUAAAAUGGAGAAGUGACUGAAGGAGGCCUUUCUCUGAGAUCUGCCCGUUGCAUAGCCAUACAUAUUAGAUGACUUUGGGCCCUGCUUUCCACCGACCAUGAAGGGGUUAUCCAGCAGCCGCAGUCAUCAUCAUGGGGUUGCCUGUGACCCCCCGUGUGACAGCCUGCCACAUCACCCGGACAGGAAGCCAUAUUUGUUAAACCCGAUGGACCCUCACCCAGCAGAUCACCCUUACUACACCCAAAGGAACUCUUUCCAGGCAGAAUGCAUGGUGCCCUACAGCGACCAGAUUGCCAGCAGCACUUUUCCUCGGAGACAUUACAAUUCUCACCAUGAACUUAAGGACGAGUGUGCUCUCGUUCCCCAUGGAACUGCCAAUAAAACCAACCGCAUUCCUGCCAACCUUUUGGACCAGUUUGAGCGACAGCUGCCUCUCAAUCGCGAUGGCUACCACACGCUGCAGUACAAGCGGACUGCCAUGGAGCACCGCAGUGACAGCCCAGGGAGGAUCCGGCAUUUGGUCCAUUCUGUCCAAAAGCUCUUCACCAAGUCCCAUUCGCUUGAGGGACCCUCCAAGGGAAGCGUCAAUGGGGGCAAGGCAAGCCCGGAGGAGUCUCAGACGAUGAGGUAUGGAAAGCGCAGCAAGAGUAAAGAAAGGCGGUCAGAAGGUAAGCCCAGAUCCAAUGCCUCAGGAUGGUGGAGUUCAGAUGACAACUUGGACAACGAUGUUUGCAUUUAUCAUGGCCCCAGUGGGGUCAUGACCAUGGGAAGAUGCCCUGAUCGUUCUUCUUCCCAGUACUUCAUGGAAGCCUAUAACACGAUUAGUGAACAUACUGUGAAGUCAUCCAGAAGCAAUAAUGACGUCAAAUGCUCUACCUGUGCAAACCUGCCUGUAAAUCUGGACUCCCAGUUAAUGAAGAAAAGCUCUUGGUCCUCUACCCUAACCGUGAGCAGAGCCCGCGAAGUUUACCAGAAAGCAUCAGUUAACAUGGACCAGACAGUGGUGAAGGCAGAGACAUGUCAGCAGGAACGGUCAUGUCAGUACCUUCAGGUUCCUCAAGAUGAAUGGACUGGGUACACUCCACGAGGGAAAGAUGAUGAGAUUCCCUGCCGGCGAAUGCGUAGUGGCAGUUACAUUAAAGCCAUGGGGGAUGAUGACAGUGGAGACUCAGACACAAGUCCGAAGCCAUCUCCAAAGAUUGCGGCACGAAGAGAGAGCUAUCUCAAGGCCACCCAGCCAUCCCUUACAGAGCUCACCACCCUCAAGAUAUCCAGCGAACACUCACCAAAGCUUCAGAUUCGGAGCCACAGCUACUUGCGGGCGGUGAGUGAAGUCUCCAUCAACAGGAGUCUGGACAGCCUGGACCCCGCCGGACUGCUGACGUCCCCCAAAUUUCGCUCCCGGAAUGAGAGCUACAUGAGGGCCAUGAGCACCAUUAGUCAGGUGAGCGAGAUGGAGGUGAAUGGUCAGUUUGAGUCCGUCUGCGAGUCGGUGUUCAGCGAACUCGAGUCUCAGGCCGUGGAGGCCCUGGAUCUCCCAAUGCCCGGCUGCUUCCGCAUGCGGAGCCACAGCUACGUGAGAGCCAUCGAGAAGGGCUGUUCCCAGGAUGACGAGUGCAUAUCACUGCGCUCCUCAUCUCCCCCACGAACGACCACGACCGUGAGGACCAUCCAGAGCAGCACCGUAUCAUCCUGCAUCACCACUUAUAAGAAGACACCACCUCCAGUUCCACCGAGAACUACCACCAAACCAUUCAUUUCCAUCACGGCCCAGAGCAGCACGGAGUCUGCCCAGGACGCGUAUAUGGACGGGCAUGGACAGAGGGGAGAUAUCAUCAGUCAGUCGGGACUUAGCAACUCCACAGAGAGCUUGGACAGUAUGAAGGCACUAACAGCUGCCAUUGAAGCUGCCAAUGCACAGAUCCAUGGCCCAGCCAGUCAACACGUAGGAAACAAUACUGCCACUGUCACCACCACCACCACCAUUGCCACAGUUGCUGUAGAAGACAGAAAGAAGGACCACUUCAAGAAGAACAGAUGUUUAUCUAUUGGAAUACAGGUUGACGGUGCUGAAGAAUCUACCCCCAAAUCAGGUGAAAAUAAAGCAACCAGUAAGUUCCAGUCCAUAGGAGUUCAAGUAGAGGAAGAGAAGUGCUUUCGCAGGUUUACACGCUCUAACAGUGUCACAACAGCUGUGCAAGCAGACCUGGAUUUCCAUGAGAACUUUGAAAUAAUUGACCCGCAAGAGGACAAUACGUGCUCUGGACAAAUAUCAAGACAAUAUUCCCGAGAUGCCAGCACUUCCACUGUUAGCAUACAAGGGUCAGGAAACCAUUACCAUGCCUGUGCAGUGGAUGAUGACUUUGAUACAGAUUUUGAUCCAUCCAUCUUACCUCCUCCGGACCCCUGGAUUGACUCUAUCACUGAAGACCCUCUGGAAGCUGUUCAAAGGUCAGUGUGUCCACGGGAUGGGCACUGGUUUCUGAAGCUUCUUCAGGCAGAGAGAGAUCGUAUGGAGGGCUGGUGCCAACAGAUGGAGAGAGAAGAGCGGGAAAACAACUUACCUGAGGACAUCCUAGGGAAAAUUCGAACCGCAGUGGGCAGUGCCCAGCUUCUCAUGGCCCAGAAAUUUUACCAGUUCAGAGAACUUUGCGAAGAAAACCUGAAUCCUAAUGCACAUCCACGGCCGACCUCCCAGGAUUUAGCAGGGUUUUGGGAUAUGCUGCAGUUGUCCAUAGAAAACAUUAGUAUGAAAUUUGAUGAACUUCAUCAGUUAAAGGCCAAUAAUUGGAAACAGAUGGAUCCUCAUGACAAGAAGGAGAGAAGGGUCCCUCCUCCAGUGCCAAAGAAGCCAUCGAAAGGUCAGGUGCCACUCAUACGAGAACGCUCUCUGGAAAGCUCUCAGCGUCAAGAGGCCCGGAAACGGCUGAUGGCCGCCAAGCGCGCUGCGUCCGUCCGGCAGAACUCGGCUACCGAGAGCGCCGAAAGCAUUGAGAUAUACAUCCCCGAAGCCCAGACCAGGCUAUGAAGGGAUCCACCCAGGAGGACUCUCACUGGCAAGACAAGUCUCAUGUAUAAUCUGCCCCUCUAGGUUCCUGCUCAAGGUCACCACCGAGUAUUUGUACCUCCUGCCUCUCUCGCGCGCCCUCUCCCUCUCUCCCCCUCUUCCCGCUCCCGGUGACCCCAUAAAUUCCACUUCCGUGGUGUAGUUGUCAACCCUCCAAGAGAUGUCCUCUACUAACCCCUUGCUUCCUAAAGGUUUGCCCAUAUCAUCAUGAUGCUUUGCCACAUGUACUGAUGCUGCCACUUUGCCUCAUGUAAAAGAGUACAAUCCUUUUUC